CUGGCGCCGCUGCGCUCCGAGCGCUCACACCGCGGCCGCCUUAGCGGCGUAGCAGAUAAAUCCCCCGAACCGCUGGCGACUUACGCCUCUGCUAGCGGCUCCCAAUCUCCCCGACCGUCAAGCAUCUCUCUUUCGAUUACUCAUCUGCUUCUCUUUCUCUCUCUCACACACACACAUACACAUCAUACCAAUUCAUACACUGGAGGAUAAAAAAAGAACAUUUCCUUCGCGCCCCCUCCCUCCCAAUCCUGAGAAGCAGAGGAGCCGCGCGGUGAAGGGGCCCGGACCGCCUGGAAAUGCUAAUCCUAAAGCGCUUCCUCGCUUGCAUUCAGCUGCUCUGUGUGUGCCGCCUGGAUUUGGCUUAUGGAUAUUAUAGACAACAGAGAAAACUUGUUGAAGAGAUUGGCUGGUCCUAUACAGGACCACUGAAUCAAAAAAAUUGGGGAAAGAAAUAUCCAGCAUGUAAUAGCCUCAAACAAUCACCCAUCAAUAUUGAUGAAGAUCUUACACAAGUAAAUGUGAAUCUUAAGAAACUUAAAUUUCAGGGUUGGGAUAAAACAUCUUUGGAAAACACAUUCAUUCAUAACACUGGGAAAACAGUUGAAAUUAAUCUCACUAACGACUACCGUCUCAGUGGAGGAGUUUCAGAAAUAGUAUUCAAAGCAAGCAAGAUAACUUUUCACUGGGGAAAAUGCAAUAUGUCAUCUGAUGGAUCAGAACAUAGUUUAGAAGGACAAAAAUUUCCACUUGAGAUGCAAAUCUACUGCUUUGAUGCGGACCGAUUUUCAAGUUUUGAGGAAGUCGUUAAAGGAAAAGGGAAGUUAAGAGCUUUAUCCAUUUUAUUUGAGGUUGGAACAGAAGAAAAUUUGGAUUACAAAGCGAUUAUUGAUGGGGUCGAGAGUGUUAGUCGUUUUGGUAAGUUACUCAGAGAAAUAUCCUUCUUUAAGAUUCUACUUUGGAUGCAUAUGAGUUUUUACAAUAUUACAAAUGUUCCAAGAGGAGGAAGCAACUUCACACUGUCGUUUAGUGGCUUCGUAACUUCAGUUUGUAGUUCAGAACCAGAAAAUGUUCAGGCUGACCCAGAGAAUUAUACCAGCCUUCUUGUUACAUGGGAGAGACCUCGAGUGGUUUAUGAUACCAUGAUUGAGAAGUUUGCUGUCCUUUACCAGCAGUUGGAGGGAGAAGACCAAACUAAGCAUGAAUUCCUGACAGAUGGCUAUCAGGACUUGGGUGCUAUACUCAAUAAUCUACUACCCAAUAUGAGUUAUGUUCUUCAAAUAGUAGCCAUAUGCACUAAUGGCUUAUAUGGAAAAUACAGUGACCAGCUGAUUGUUGAUAUGCCUUCUGACAACACUGACCUUGACCUCUUUCCUGAAUUAAUUGGAACUGAAGAAAUAAUCAAGGAGGAAGAAGAUGGAAAAGAGAUUGAAGAUGACACUAUUGUGAAUCCUGGUAGAGACAGUGCCACAAACCAAAUAAGGAAAAAGGAACCACAGAUUCCUACCACGACAAACUACCAUCACAUAGAGACUAAAUACAAUGAGGCCAAGACUAACCGAUCCCCAGCAAGAGGAGGUGGAUUCUCUGGAAAGAGUGAUGUUCCCAAAGUGUUUUUAAAUUAUACUUCUGAACCAAUAACUGAAUUAACCUCCGAAGAGGAUGUUUCCUUGACUUCACAAACUGUGACUGAACUGCCCCUUCAUACUGGAGAAGCUACUUCAGCCUCUUUAGAUGAAGGCUAUAAAAUCAUUCUUACGUUUCCACAGAUGAACUUGUCUGGGACUGUGGAAUCUUUAAAUGCAGUUUCUGUAAUGGAAUCCCAAGAGGUAUCUACUGAUAUCAGUGAGGAUGAGAGUUUACUGACCAAUUUCAAGCUCAAUACAGGAACUGAUGAUUCUUCAGGUUCCAGUCCUGCAACCUCCGCCAUGUCAUUCAUCUCUGAGAACAUAUCCCAAGGGUAUAUAUUUUCUUCAGAAAACCCAGAGGUGAUCACAUAUGAUGUCCUUUUACCAGAAUCUACAAGAAAUUCUUCUGAAGAGUCAACCUCAUCUGGUUCAGAAGAAUCUUUAAAGGAUCCUUCCAUCGAUGGAGAUGCGUGGUUUCCUAGCACUACAGAUGUGACAACACAACCCGAUGUUGGAUCAGGCAGAGAGAGGUUUCUCCAGACUAAUUACACUCAGAUAAAUAUUAAUGAAUCUGAGAAGACAACUGAGUCCUCUGCCCCGGGUCCACUGAUGUCACAGGCUCCCUCAGUCACAGAUAUAGAAAUGCCACAUUAUUCUACCUUUGCCUACUUCCCAACUGAGGUGACACCCCAUGCUUUUACUCCAUCCUCUGGACAACACGAUUCAUUCCCCACUGUCAAGGUGGUGCUUUUGCAGACAACUCAACCAAUGUACAAUGGUGAGACACUUCUUCAACCUUCCUCCAGUAGUGAAGUCUUUCCUAUAGUCACCCCUUUGUUGCUUGACAAUCAGACCCUCAACACUGUCCCUGCUGCUUCAAGUAGUGAUUCGGCCUUGCAUGCUACGCCUGUAUUUCCCAGUGUUGAUGUGUCAUUUGAAUCCAUCCUGUCUUCCUAUGAUGGUGCACCUUUGCUUCCAUUUUCCUCUGCUUCCUUCAGUAGUGAAUUGUUUCAUCAUCUGUAUACAGUUUCUCAAAUCCUUCCACAAGUUACUUCAGCUAUUGAAAGUGAUAAUGUGUCCCUGCAUGCUUCUCUACCAGUGGCUGGGGGUGAUUUUUUAUUAGAGCCCAGCCUUGCUCAAUAUUCUGAUGUGGUGUCACAUCAGACCACCACUCAUGCUGCUUCAGAGACAUUGGAAUCUGGUAGUGAAUCUGGUGCCCUUUAUCAAACACUUAUGUUUUCUCAAGUUGAACCAUCCAGCAGUGAUGCCAUGAUGCAUGCACAUUCUUCAGGGCCUGAACUUUUUUAUGCCUUAUCUAAUAAUGAGGGCUCCCAACAAAGCUUCACUGUUUCUUACAGCUCUGCAAUACCUGUGCAUGAUUCUGUUAAUGUAGCACAUCAGGGUUCCUUAUUUAGCAGCCCUAGCCAUGUACUGAUGCCUAAACCUUCAUUAAUAACCCCAACUGCAUCACUGCUACAGCCUACUCAUGCCCUCUCUGGUGAUGUGGAGUGGUCUGGAGCUGCCUCUGGUAGUGAAUUCCUUUUAUCUGACACAGAUGGUCUGACAGCCCUUAACAUUUCUUCAUCAGUUUCUGUAGGUGAAUUUACAUACACAACAGCUCUGUUAGGUGAUGAUAAUAAGCCGCUUCUUGAGAGUGAUAUAACAUAUGGAAAUGAGACUGAACUACAAAUUUCCUCUUCCAGUAAAAUCAUUUACCACUCUGAAAGCACAGUCAUGCCUGACCUGUAUGAUAAUGCAAAUAAGCUGAAUGCAUCUUUACAAGAAACCCCAGUUUCCAUUUCUAGCACAAAGGGCAUGUUUCCAGGGAGUCUUGCUUUUAUCACCACUAAGGUUUUUGAUCUUGAGAUUAGUCAAGUUCCAGAAAAUAACUUUUCAGUUCAACCUACACUUGCUGUAUCUCAAGCCUUUGGUGAUGCUUCGCUUAAACCUGUGCUUACUGCAACCUCAGAGCCAACACCCUCUGACCCUGCUUCUAGUGACAUAUUGUCUCCUUCAACUCAGCUAUUAUUUUAUGAGACCUCAGCUCCUUUUAUUACUGAAGCAUUGCUGCAAGCUUCCUUUCAGGCUUCUGAUGUUGACACCUUGCUUAAAACUGCUCUUCCAGCUUUGCCUAGUGAUCCAAUACUGAUUGAAGCCCCCAAAGUUGACAAAAAUAGUUCUACAAUAUUACAUCUCAUGGCAUCAUAUUCUGCUUCAAGUAAAACCCUGCUGCACUCUACAUCUGUGCCCAUUUUUGAGGUAUCACCUACUUCUCAUGUGCAGUCUGCUUCACUUCAAGGUUUAACCAUUUCUUAUUCAAGUGAAAAAUAUUUUGAACCAGUUUUGCUUAAAAGUGAGAGUUCCCAACAAGCAGUACCUUCAUUGUACGGUAAUGAUGACUUGUUCCAUACUGCUCAUUUGGAGAUUAACCAUGCCUUUCCCCAAAAAGUAAGGCAUGCAUUUGCUACUCCUGUCUUAUCGAUUGAUAUGCUUCCAAAUACACUUACAAAUAAGAUUGAAUAUUCUGAUGAAGUUUUCACCUCCACAAAAAGUUCUGUUGCUGCUGUUGCUGAUGAGGUAUUUGUCGUUUCAGAUACACUUGUAUCUGCUGAGCAUUCCGCUCCUUUAGGAAAUGCCUAUGUUUCCAUUACAGCCAUUUCUCCCAACAGGGAUGGUUCUUUGACCACAACCCUGUUGCCGUUUCCCUCUAAAACAACUUCUGAGCUGACUCACAGUGCCAGUUCUGAUGCUGAUUUAGUAGGAGGUGGUGAUGAUGGUGAUAUUGAUGAUUAUGAUGAUGAUGAUGAUGACAGAGAUAGCGAUGAUUUAUCCAUAAAUAAGUGUAUGUCCUGCUCAUCCUAUAGCAAAUCUCAGGAGAAGGCAAAGAAUGAAUCAGACACUCAGGAUAACAGUCUUAUGGAUCAGGAAAACCCCAUCUCACAUUCACUAUCUGAGAAUUCUGAAGAAGAAAAUAAAGUCAUAGGUGUAACCUCAGACAGUCAGACUGAUUUGGACAGAAGUCCUGUUAAAACGCCACCGACAAAUGUGCUACUUCAGAGGCACGGUGAUGGGAAGGAGGAAAAUGACAUUCAGCCUGGUAGUGCCUUGCUUCCUUUCAUCCCAGAAUCUAAAUCAUGGGCAGUUCUUACAAGUGAUGAAGAGAGUGGAUCAGGGCAAGGCACCUCAGAUAGCCUUAAUGAUAAUGAGACGUCCACAGAUUUCGGUUUUCCAGAUGUUAUUGAAAGAGAUGCUGAUGGGGUCCUGGAAGCAGGUGACUCAGAAAUAACUCCUGGAUCCCCACGGUCCUCAACACCAUCUAUCACUAGUGGGCGCUCACAAGUAUUCAACGUUUCAGAGGCAGAGGCCAGUAAUAGUAGCCAUGAGUCUCGUAUUGGUCUAGCUGAGGGUUUGGAAUCCGAGAAGAAGACAGUUAUACCCCUUGUGAUCGUGUCAGCCCUGACUUUUAUCUGUCUAGUGGUUCUUGUGGGUAUUCUCAUCUACUGGAGGAAAUGCUUCCAGACUGCUCACUUUUAUUUAGAGGACAGUACAUCUCCUCGAGUCAUAUCCACUCCCCCAACACCUAUCUUUCCAAUUUCAGAUGAUGUUGGAGCAAUUCCAGUAAAGCACUUUCCAAAGCAUGUUGCAGACUUACAUGCAAGUAGUGGGUUUACUGAAGAAUUUGAGACACUGAAAGAGUUUUACCAGGAAGUACAGAGCUGUACUGUUGACUUAGGUAUUACAGCAGACAGCUCCAACCACCCAGACAACAAGCACAAGAACCGAUACAUAAAUAUUGUUGCCUAUGAUCAUAGCAGGGUUAAACUUGCACAACUUGCUGAAAAAGAUGGCAAACUGACUGAUUACAUCAAUGCCAAUUAUGUUGAUGGCUACAACAGACCGAAAGCUUACAUUGCAGCCCAAGGCCCUCUGAAAUCCACAGCCGAAGAUUUCUGGAGAAUGAUAUGGGAGCAUAAUGUGGAAGUCAUUGUCAUGAUAACAAACCUUGUGGAAAAAGGAAGGAGAAAAUGUGACCAAUACUGGCCUACCGACGGUAGUGAAGAGUAUGGGAACUUUCUGGUCACUCAGAAGAGUGUUCAAGUGCUUGCCUAUUAUACUGUGAGGAACUUUACUCUAAGAAACACAAAGAUUAAAAAAGGCUCCCAGAAAGGAAGACCCAGCGGACGUGUGAUCACACAGUACCACUACACUCAGUGGCCUGACAUGGGAGUGCCAGAGUAUUCACUGCCAGUGCUGACCUUCGUGCGAAAGGCAUCCCAUGCAAAGCGCCACGCAGUGGGGCCCGUUGUUGUCCACUGCAGCGCUGGAGUUGGAAGAACAGGCACAUAUAUUGUAUUAGACAGUAUGUUGCAACAAAUUCAGCAUGAAGGAACUGUCAACAUAUUUGGCUUCUUAAAACACAUUCGUUCACAAAGAAAUUACUUGGUGCAAACUGAGGAACAGUAUAUCUUCAUUCAUGAUGCACUGGUUGAGGCCAUACUUAGUAAAGAAACUGAGGUGCCAGAUGGUCAUAUUCACGCUUAUGUUAAUGCUCUCCUCAUCCCUGGACCAACGGGCAAAACAAAGCUAGAGAAGCAAUUCAAGCUCCUUAGUCAGUCAAAUAUACAGCAGAGUGACUAUUCUACAGCACUAAAGCAAUGCAACAGGGAAAAAAACAGAACUUCUUCCAUCAUCCCUGUGGAAAGAUCAAGAGUUGGUAUUUCAUUCCUGAACGGGGAAGGCACAGACUACAUCAAUGCCUCCUAUGUCAUGGGUUAUUAUCAAAGCAAUGAAUUCAUCAUCACCCAGCACCCCCUUCUCCAUACCAUCAAGGAUUUCUGGAGGAUGAUAUGGGACCAUAAUGCUCAGCUCGUGGUUAUGCUUCCUGAUGGUCAAAACAUGGCAGAAGACGAAUUUGUUUACUGGCCGAAUAAAGAUGAGCCUAUAAAUUGUGAAAGCUUUAAGGUCACUCUUAUGGCUGAAGAACACAAAUGUCUCUCCAAUGAGGAAAAACUUAUAAUUCAAGACUUUAUCUUAGAAGCUACACAGGAUGAUUAUGUACUUGAAGUGAGGCAUUUUCAGUGUCCCAAAUGGCCAAAUCCUGAUAGCCCCAUUAGUAAAACUUUUGAACUUAUAAGCAUUAUCAAAGAAGAAGCUGCCAACAGGGAUGGACCCAAGAUUAUUCAUGAUGAGCACGGAGGAGUGACGGCAGGAACUUUCUGUGCUCUGACAACCCUUAUGCACCAACUAGAAAAAGAAAGUUCCAUGGAUGUAUAUCAGGUAGCCAAGAUGAUCAAUUUGAUGAGGCCAGGUGUCUUUGCUGACAUUGAGCAGUAUCAGUUUCUCUACAAAGUGGUCCUCAGCCUUGUGAGCACGAGGCAGGAAGAAAAUCCUUCCACCUCUCUGGACAGUAACGGUGCAGCGUUGCCUGAUGGAAAUAUAGCCGAGAGCUUAGAGUCUUUAGUUUAACACAGAAUCGCUUUCUAAAAUUAGAUGGGAAAAUUAGUCCAUUUCUUCUGUUACCUGUUCACUUCCCAUCACCUGACAUGAGCUUUCAUGACAUAAGAUUCUGUUCACAAAUUUGCAUCAUUAACAGUGUGUGCCUUUUUCAGGAUUUCUUGUAAUUCACUUAUUAUGUAUGAACUAAAAUGAUUGAAUUUUACAGUAUUUCUAAAAAUGGAAAUGUGGUAUUUUUUUCUGUAUUGAUUUUAACAGAAAAUUUCAAUUUAUAGAUAUUAGAAAUUCCCAACUAUAAGAAUUUGUGUUUGUUUUUUAGUGUCAAGUUUUUAGCUGUAUUUGUAGCAAUCAUCAGGUUUGCUAGAUAUGUAACUUUUAAUAUAGUCAGCUGUAAAUAAAACACUGUUCUCACUAUGCUAUUCAACAUUUUACAAUUGCAGUAUUCACCUAAAGUAAAAAUAAUCUGAUACUUACUGUAAAUACUGCUCUAGUGUCUCCGUGGACCAAAUUUAUAUUUAUAAUUGUAGAUUUUUAUAUUUUACUACUGAGUCAGUUUUCUAGUUCUGCGUAAUUGUUUAGUUUAAUGAUGUAGUUCGGUAUCCGGUCUUACUCUACAUGCCUUCUGAUGUUGUAUCAUGUUAUCUAAAUGAUUAAUUCUGCUUCAACAUGUAAUUUUAAGUUUUCUGGAAAAUAGAAAUAUGUUUGUUUUGAAAGAUGAUGUUUUUAUGAGAAUAACACCUUACGCAACUUGUUUAAAUGGUUUUUAUUCAAGGCAUUGCAAAAAUAAAUAUAAAUAUUGCCAACA
This is a messenger RNA of Choloepus didactylus (southern two-toed sloth), 7884 nucleotides long. RefSeq names its product protein tyrosine phosphatase receptor type Z1 (gene PTPRZ1). Gene Ontology annotation, biological process: peptidyl-tyrosine dephosphorylation. The transcript has 29 exons. Bases 297 to 7091 code for a protein of 2264 amino acids. NCBI's taxonomy places the organism in Eukaryota, Metazoa, Chordata, Mammalia, Pilosa, Megalonychidae. The record is from RefSeq and is a predicted model, not a curated record. Gene Ontology annotation, molecular function: protein binding; protein tyrosine phosphatase activity.